UGUGGGACGAAAUGGUAGCGUCGAGGGUGGAAAUGACCUACGACCGUUCAGAGUCUCGGUUGAUGGGGACGAUGUACGUAUUACUCAUCAUAUAUUGCCUAAUAACCCAUUUGCCACGUCUUUGCGAUGGAGUCAAAGAAACGAGCACCUUCCUUGUGGCUUAACUAUAAUUACGCAGAACCGGGAGAUAUUCUCGUGCAAGAAGUUUUUGUUCCAAAGGAAGGAUUAUCAACCUUUACCUACUAUUGUUGUUUGUGCUGGAAUUCUGGCAUGGAAGGUGGAGGCUACUGUGGCAUUCAAGAUCAUCCCAAAGGCCGGGCUUUUAUUUUUUCUUUAUGGGAUCCUCAGGAUGUCAACACAACGCCUAUUACAGCACCUAUCCUGGGACCAGGAACAUGGAUAGAAAGAUUUGGUGGUGAAGGCACUGGCCUUAAAUCUAUGAACUUUGAGACAGGCUGGAAGGAGGACCAGUGGUACACAAUGAUAGUGAGACGAUGGAAUGCACCCAGUGGAGGUACAUGCUUUGGCUGUUGGGUACAUGAUCAGAACCUUGAUGUCUGGCAUCACCUCAUCACCAUGGAAUAUCCAGUUCCAAAAGUAUUUUUCUGUGGAACUACAUACAGUUUCCUGGAAGACUGGAAUUUUACCAGUGAAAAUGCAAGAUGUGUGAGAUACAGGAAUGGAUUUAAAAGACUAAUCAGUGGAUCUUGGGUAGCAUUUCAAAAGGCCUGUUUUCAAGUCAAUGUUGAAGAUACUGCAACAAUGAACUAUGAUGUCACAUUUAGUGACCCAGAACAAGGAAUUUGCAUAAAAUCUGGUGGUGAAACAAAGUCAUCUGUUGAAGCAGCAUGUAUUUUUGAUCAUCUGCAGCAUUAUGCAUACCCACAGACAGUGCCAUUUCAGUGUGUGCAGUUAGAUGUUAGUGAAGAAAAGGUCACUUGGAUGUUAGCAGAAAGUUCUGCUCCUCAGUUCUGGUGCAGGGUACUUGUAGAACGCUGUAUGGGAGUCAAAGAAGAAUUAUAUCAGAAGGUUACAGAAAAUACUAAAAGUGUUUCUCUUUUGAAAGAGUUGAAAGAUGCAACGAUUAUUGUAGAUUUGGAGGAUAUUUUAGGAAACAAAACUAGGAAAGAGGAGAGGGUGUAGCCAAAAUUGGUAAUGGCUUAAUUGUGAAUGGUGUAUAUGUACAUGUUUAUAGCUAUAUAUAAAGACCCUCUUUUUCUUUAGGGACAAAGACUUAGCUGAAGGAAAAAAGAUUUUCACAAAUUCAAAAUAAUGCAAUUGUUUUUGUUUUUCUUUCACCGUUUAUUAAAUUUACAUUUAACUAAUAAUAAAACUCACAGCUGGUCUCUUAUUGCAUUAUUAAUAAAACAUAAUGCAUUGAGAAAAUUUGUAUGUUUGGUCCUCUUACAAUUUCUUUUCCUUUUUAUGGUAUUUUUUAGUCAUUGUCAAACACUUUCUUUCCACAAGUCUGAAGCCAUUUGAAUCUAAGAGAUGUGUUGUAGCCUGAUGGUUAGCGUACACUGGAGCAGAAGGUUAUUAGUUCAACACUUGUUUGGGGCUGUGACUGCUCACCAUCAGAUGAUUUAACACAUUCCUUCCCUUUUUCCUAACUUAAAAAACAAUUUUUUUCUUUUGAAAAGCGUAAAAAGCUUUGUUUAAUAUAAUGGAGAACACACAAACACUCACUUUCCAUUAAUCCUCUAGCAUGUGCUCCUCUCUCUCACACAAAGACACACCCACACAUACAGGCAUUUACCAUAUACUAACUGCACAAAAGUAGAAACAUUAUGUGCCAAUUUCCUUGUAUAAAUUGACUUAUUUUUGUACAUAAAUAAUAAGAUCUGUUUCAUAAUAUUAAUUAUCUUAAAGGUCAUGCAGACGUAAAAGGUUAUUGUCUUGACCUGAGACUCACAGUCCUUUGUUCCAGUAGAUAUGUUCUGAAAGAUAAGGAGUUGCCCCCCAUGGUUUACAUCAUGCUGUUAUCAGUCUUACAUUAGUGGUAUCAUUAUCUCUAUCUGUGCUUACACUUUUAAAUAAAGGCUUGUGCGGGACUCGUAUCUUUGACUUGUAUAUAUCUCAUUCAAGCUAUUAUGCUGGUCCAGGGAGUGAUUUAUGUUUUUGCCUUUGUAGCAGCAAUUAAAGGUCUGUUUCUCAAAGACCUCUUCAAAUCAAGUGUGUGCUAUGAUACUGUCGGCUGCUUCAACAACAGUGACCCAUUUACCAACGCCUGGAAUGAAUUGCCUGACUCUCCAGAUAAAAUCGGGGUCACCUUUACUUUGUUUACAAGAGACGGUCCCACGCAAGGUCACGCUCUUGACUACAAAAAAUCCAGACCAAUGGAAGACACAACUUUUGACCCAGAAGCUGACAUCAAAAUGAUCAUUCACGGGUAUGUGAACGACGGAACCGAGGACUGGAACAAAAACUUGACAAAACAUCUGUUGCUAUUGAAGCCUUUCAACGUCAUACGCGUGGCUUGGGGGCCCGGGGCGUUCGAGCUGUACCCCAAGGCCGCAGCCAACACCCGGGUCGUUGGCGCUUCGGCAGCCAUACUGCUGACGUCACUAAGGGACCGCCAUGGUGUCAGCAUGGAGCGCGUGCACCUGCUCGGACACAGCCUGGGGUCACACGUGGCCGGGUACAUCGGUGCCCGUGUCCGGGGCAUUGGUCGCAUAUCCGGAAUGGAUCCUGCAGGACCUCUGUUCGAAUCUGUGGAUCCUCAAGUACGGCUUGAUCCAACAGAUGCCCUCUUCGUUGACUGCAUUCAUUCAGACGGCCUGCCGUUGACCGAUUUAGGCUUUGGAACAAUGUCCGCCUGGUGUCACGCUGACUUCUACCCGAACGGUGGGCGUUUCCAGCCCGGGUGUCCCCCGGUAGUACGUCGUACACUGGGUGACCUGUUGACCUUCAGAUACUCUGAGGCUGAAGACAGUGUUUCCUGCAGCCACUCUCGUUCCCAUGACUUGUACAUCUCUUCCAUCAACACCUGUCUCUUCCUUGCCUACCCCUGCGACAGCUACGACGACUACAUAGCCGGAAAAUGCGGCAACUCUAUCGGCGGCGAUGGUGGACCUGCAUCCAUGGGAUAUCACUCCGCAGACAGCAGGCGGCAUGGCAAGUUUUUCCUGGACACCACAGGAGAAUACCCUUUCUGUGUUGCAGGUCAAAGGUAAAUUUCAGCACGAUAGAACCGCUUGGCAGCACAAACGAGAGCAGGAGAGCGUGUCAGGAGGGCACAGUGUAUACACAUGGACGUCUUCAGAGUGCGUCAGGAGACCCAUCUUGUGCACUUUUGUUCUGCCAGAGACGGAAUGCUGAUGCCUUUAUUAAAAGUAAAUGCUCA
Pomacea canaliculata is the source of this 3343-nucleotide messenger RNA. Its product is annotated as inactive pancreatic lipase-related protein 1-like. The record is from RefSeq and is a predicted model, not a curated record. Lineage: Eukaryota; Metazoa; Mollusca; Gastropoda; Architaenioglossa; Ampullariidae. Gene Ontology annotation, molecular function: triacylglycerol lipase activity. The transcript has 10 exons. Gene Ontology annotation, biological process: lipid metabolic process. Bases 2091 to 3173 code for a protein of 360 amino acids.